AUGACAGUCCAUGGCUAUCUGCUGCUUCUCUUCUUGCUAAUCGGGUUUUGUUCGCUUGAAAAGGUUCCGGUUCACACCUUUGUGAAAAGACCACAUCCUGGGACUGUAAACAACAUCAGUAAGAAUGACACUGGAGUCCAGAAGGCUGUGCUGACUGGCACCUACUCAUUCAACAACAAAUCCAAUGAUAUCUUUCUGUUCAAGGCAUCAGCAAUUGACUCUGCAAAGAGACAGGUAGUGAAAGGGAUCCGAUACAUUCUUGACGUGGAAAUCACUCGGACGGUGUGCAGGAAGAUGGAGAAGGACGUUGACCUUGCGAACUGUCGUUUCCAGUCUGACAGAUUAUUGCGUCAGACGUUCCUCUGCCACUUUGAAGUUUGGUCCAUUCCCUGGCUUCGACAAAUGAAGACCACAUAUUUUAUCUGCCAUCCUUCAGACCAAUUCAAAUCUCGUCUUCUUUCCCUGUGCGAUGUAGUGCUGGAUAAGGAGAGGUUUUUCCUGCAGGUCAAGGAGAACACUUAA
Molecule: messenger RNA, 522 nt
Organism: Chanos chanos (milkfish)
Lineage: Eukaryota; Metazoa; Chordata; Actinopteri; Gonorynchiformes; Chanidae
Gene: cst7
Product: cystatin f
Exons: 5
Coding region: 1-522 (173 amino acids)
Biological process (GO): positive regulation of myelination; immune response; negative regulation of microglial cell activation
Cellular component (GO): lysosome; late endosome; endoplasmic reticulum
Molecular function (GO): cysteine-type endopeptidase inhibitor activity
Source: RefSeq, a predicted model, not a curated record